This is a messenger RNA of Vicia villosa (hairy vetch), 750 nucleotides long. RefSeq lists its product as uncharacterized. The record is from RefSeq and is a predicted model, not a curated record. NCBI's taxonomy places the organism in Eukaryota, Viridiplantae, Streptophyta, Magnoliopsida, Fabales, Fabaceae. Bases 1 to 750 code for a protein of 249 amino acids. Gene Ontology annotation, molecular function: catalytic activity. The transcript has a single exon.
AUGUUAAUUCAAGAAACAAAAUUAAAGGAGGUCUCGGAAUCUUUUGUUCAUUGCAUGUGGGGUAAUAAGGAGUUUGACUUUUCUUACAAGGGAGCCGAAGGAUUAUCGGGAGGUAUGUUGACGAUUUGGAAUAGCAAGACGGUUACAGCCCUUUUCUUAUUCCGUGGCAAAGGUUUCAUUGGUCACAAAUUUUCAUGGAAAGGAGGUAAUUAUUACAUUGUUAAUAUUUAUUCUUCUUGUUCUUUAUGUGAUAAUAGGGAGUUGUGGUCGGGUUUAUUGUCUUUGAAACACUCUUUCUUAGAUGGUGAGUGGAUUAUUGGUGGAGAUUUUAAUGCGGUGAAAAGUAGGAGUGAGCGGGUGGGUAGAUUCGGUAGGAGUAGUGUUGAAUGGAGGGAGUUUUCUAAUUUCAUUGAAGAGAGUGGUUUGGUGGACGUGUCUUGUAAAGGGAAGAGGUUUAGUUGGUUUUGUGGAGAUGGUAAAUCUAAGAGUAGACUUGAUAGAUUUCUUGUGGAGGAUUCUUUGGUGUCGUCUUGGGGAGUGGUGGGGCAAAUGAUUGGCCUUAGGGAUAUAUCGGAUCAUUGCCCGGUUUGGUUGAUGUCGGAUAAGGAGGAUUGGGGGCCGAAACCGUUUAGAUUUAAUAACGAAUGGUUUGCGGAUGAUAAUUUCAUUACUUUUGUUGAAAAGGAGUGGAGGGGUUUGGAGGUGGCGGGAAGAGGGGAUUUUGUCCUUAAAGAGAAGUUUUGUCCUUAA